AUGUUGGUAGAGCUAAAUGAUAGAUUUUCAUCGAAAACAUUAUCAUUGAUGAAAAGUAUCUUUACCGUUUAUCCAAAUAGUACCAAUUUUCUUAAUAUUGAUGCUAUCGAUGAAUUUUGCUUUCAUAUUGGUGGAGAUUCGAGUGCACUCAAAAAUGAAUUUCUUGUUAUUAAAUCCAUGCUUCAAUCGAAAAAAAUCAAUUAUGUUAUUGAAUUGUAUAGUGAAUUAAUUUCAAUGUCAGAUGCAUUUCCCCAAACGUUAAAAAAUGAUAACCAAUGCCAUAUAACUAUGCCAAUUUCACAAGUAACUUGUGAGAGAUCUUUUUCAAAGAUGAAAAUAAUUAAGAAUUAUCUUCGAAAUUCAAUGGCAAAUGAACGUUUAAGUGAUUUAACAGUAAUGGCUCUUGAGCGAGAUUUUGAGAUAAAUUAUGAACGUGUAUAA
Rotaria socialis is the source of this 441-nucleotide messenger RNA. The record is from the annotation of a GenBank genome assembly. Lineage: Eukaryota; Metazoa; Rotifera; Eurotatoria; Philodinida; Philodinidae.